AUGACGCUCUAUCUAACUGUAUCUAGUUUCGGGUUUGGGUUUGAAAGUUUUGAAAUCACAUCAAGACCAAAAUCAUAUCAAAACCAAUACCAAAAUUGGCAAAACCUUAUCAAAGCCUAUACUGCAAAACCAAAACUAAAUCAAAACCUAAUCCUCAAAACCGAAGAGAAACAUCCAGAACCUACUAAAGAUGAACCAUCGUCCAAAGAUUAUGAACUAGCCGAUCAACUGUUUUUGUUGUUUAACGAAUUGUUAACUUCUGCAAAAUUACUAGUCGAUCAUAUUGUAACAUUGGAUUUUAAUGAAUAUGGCGAUUGUAGUGCUGAUUACCAAGAAGAAGAAGAUGACAAUGCUGUUGCAUUGAAUGUUGAUGGCAUCACAUAUUCUUAUGAUACAAUGUGUCCCAUUGUAGAAUUUUCAAAAACACACACCUUCCCUACAUUUCGCAGACGAUACAGACAAAUAAAAUAUAAGGAACAACUGCGUCGAAUAAAGCGAUAUGUUAAUGCCCAAGAUAUGAAAACACAGAAACUCCAAUUUGUCGACAAUUUUGUUUAUACGGAAUUUAUUCGUGCUCGAGAAUGCUGUUUACCAAUGCAUGAUUCUGAUUUAAGGCGUUUGGCCAUUAGAAAAGCACAUAAUUUAUAUCUGGUCGGUUUUAUGGCAUCUUCUCACUGGAUAUUAGACUUCAAACGUCGGCAUCACAUUUCAUCAAGAAAAGUCACAAAACUGGUGACCAAAAAUCAUUUGGAAGACCGAAAUGAAAUAUUAAAAUCCGCCGAACGUUUUGUCAAAACAGUAAAAAAUACUAUUUCAGAUUAUGCUGAAGAUCAUAUAUGA
Adineta ricciae is the source of this 840-nucleotide messenger RNA. Lineage: Eukaryota; Metazoa; Rotifera; Eurotatoria; Adinetida; Adinetidae. The record is from the annotation of a GenBank genome assembly.